This is a messenger RNA of Anopheles cruzii, 1360 nucleotides long. It is a transcript of the gene NiPp1, whose product is annotated as nuclear inhibitor of protein phosphatase 1. The transcript has 4 exons. The coding region runs from base 63 to 1265 and encodes 400 amino acids. The record is from RefSeq and is a predicted model, not a curated record. Lineage: Eukaryota; Metazoa; Arthropoda; Insecta; Diptera; Culicidae. Gene Ontology annotation, molecular function: protein binding; protein serine/threonine phosphatase inhibitor activity; mRNA binding. Gene Ontology annotation, cellular component: nuclear speck.
GUUUGUUGGUGAAGCAUUUUUAACCAGCUAAAGCCGGCAGCACGAAAAAGGCCAAGUGUGAAAUGUCCAAUCACUAUGAAAUUCCUUCGUGGGCCGGCAAGCCUCCCACUGGUCUUCAUCUGGAUGUGAUGAAGGAGGACAAGUUGAUCCAGAAGCUGAUGAUCGAUGAAAAACGCUGCUAUCUAUUCGGGCGCAACCCUCAGAUGAACGACUUUUGCAUUGAUCACGCUUCAUGUUCCCGCGUCCACGCUGCGUUCGUCUACCACAAACAUCUUCACAUUGCUUAUCUGGUAGAUCUGGGCAGCACACACGGAACGUUCAUAGGAUCAGUUCGGCUGGAGGGCCACAAACCUACGCAGUUGCAGAUUAACAGUCAGUUUAGCUUUGGUGCUUCCACGCGCCAUUACAUUCUCCGCGAAAGACCCACUGUGGGGUCGCGAACAAACAUCAUGGAAGAUAUUCCCAUGACCAUGAUGGACACCAGUGACGGUACAUUUCUGGGGCUACCGGAAAGCCAAACCGAGCUGGAUAAUCUCACCGAGUACAACACGGCGCACAACAGACGCAUAUCCAUGUUGGGAAUUUCUGAUGACAGUGGCACAGGCGGAGGGGCUGGCGGCCCCGGUGGUCCGGGCGUGGUCAGCGGGGGUUCAUACAAGAAGAACAAAAAACGUAAGCGGAAAGGGGUGGCUUUCAACGAGGAUGAAAUUAUUAUCAAUCCCGAAGACAUCGACCCAUCGAUUGGACGCUUCCGCAACCUAAUCCAGUCAACUGUCGUGCCGGUGUCGGCGAAACGUGCGAAAAUGGAGGGACAGAACAGUAUGGGCAUCAUUACUUCUCCCCCCUGCAGCAGCAAGCCGGCGGGUUUCCCUCUCCAUCCGCAUCAUCCCAUUCACCCGGGGCAGAGCCAUCAGUCGCUCUACCACGGCAUCGAUCCGUCCGAUGGAGCAUCGUCGUCCGUUGCCGGCCACGAUGGGCGCAGCUUCGACAUGGACACACUGGUGAGUGGUCUGACCACCAAGCUGGGCAUAUUGCUUCCCAAUCCGGCGCCGGAUGUGAACCCGACCCCGGUAGCAGCCCGUGAAACUGCCGCAGUCGUCAACGUUUUCGCUACACCCGGACACUCAUCUGCACCUGGUGGUGGUUUGAAUAGCAACGUCAAUUUGAGCGACAAACCGAACGAGACGUCUGAGGAGCCGAAGAAGAAGAAGUACGCCAAGGAGCAGUGGCCUGGACGAAAGCCGCUUGGAUUGGGAAGUUUUUAAGCAACAUCAUACCUACGUGGUACACGGAUUAGCCGUCGUUGUGUGCGUUUCUUCUCGCUGACUCUAACUUUAACCCCAUACAAUGUACAAAAGCA